This is a messenger RNA of Somion occarium, 2750 nucleotides long. NCBI's taxonomy places the organism in Eukaryota, Fungi, Basidiomycota, Agaricomycetes, Polyporales, Cerrenaceae. The record is from the annotation of a GenBank genome assembly.
CGCAGAGUACACGCUUCAUUUACCUGUCUCUCUACUCAGGGCUUCCAAUUUCCGUGUGCUAUAUAAACCACCUUAUCACCAAAUCUUUUACCCUCUCUUCCCUCAUCUCUGCUCCCCAUGGCACCGCCCCAUGAGUUCACGUCCAAGCCCUCAGAUGAAGUCCGUCGCAGGCUCUCCAGCAUUGUCUCCGGCAAGAGGCCUAGUGUUGUCGCAUACACGAGUCUUACUCCCAUGUGGGCCGGUAUCGCAGGCACUGUGAUCAACAACCAAACCGAAUUUGAAGUCGCCAUUUCCAUUCACGACUCGGUGUACAAUACCGAUUUCGCAUCGUCCAUCGUCAAGUACGAUGUCAAUGACCCAGAGGCACAGGCUGCUGUUAUUGAGGAGCACGUCUUGCAGACCAUCCGCUCUUUCUCCUCCGAACAUCUCUGCAAGUUCCUUGGCGCCGGUGUAACUCUGAGCUUGCUCCGAGAGGCACCUAACUUGUGCACUCGUCUUUGGCUUGAGUUGGACAUCGUUCCCAUAGUCUUCAACAUCAAGCCCUUCCACACGGAUUCCAUCACCCGUCCCAACAUCAAGCACCGUAUCUCUUCCACGACAGGGUCGUACGUUCCCUCGGGUGCAGAGACGCCUACGGUCUACUAUGACCCUUCUCAGGUGCAAGGCACCAAACUUGGCGCUAGUGUCGGGACCCGUCUGCCUAUUCCUCGCACGGUCGAUGAACAGGCGGAUUCUGCUGCUCGCAAAUGUAUCAUGUACUUCGGUCCUGGGAACAACCCUCGUCUUAUGAUCGGUCCUCGCAACCAGGUCGCUGUCGAUUCCGGUGGCAAGAUUCACCUUGUUGAUGACAUUGAUGAGUAUAGAAAGACUGUUCACGGCGGCACAUGGAGAACUGUGAACAAGCUCGCAGAUGAACUGCGUGAGAAGAAAAUCAAGAUGGCAUUCUUCUCUUCCACUCCCCAAGGAGGUGAGUGUGGGGUUGCUUUCCCCAGAUUUUGCCCCCGCAUUUUGGGGGUCUCGAUCACUGUGCGGGAAUUGAUCGCUAAUUUGCCUCACUUCAUGCGUCACGCGCUCAUCAGGUUCCUCAAUCUCCUGGAUGUUGACUGCGCAUGGUAUGUUCCCAACCCAUCUCCCUCCGUGUUCCGAACCACCAAGAACAACCACAACAUUCUACAAGGAGUCGCCGAUCCCAAUCUCCGCCUCACUAAAGAGGCAAAGGACAACUUUGACGCGUGGAUCCUCAAGAAUGGUCUUCGCUGGACUGCCGAAGGCGGACCGCUUGCGCCAGGUGGUGUUGACAUCGCCUUCAUUGAUGACCCACAGAUGCCGGGUCUCAUCCCGCUGAUCAAGAAGGUCCGACCGGACUUGCCUAUUAUCUAUCGUUCUCACAUCGAGAUCCGGAGCGAUCUCGUCCACAUCGAAGGAUCUCCCCAGGAGGAGGUGUGGAAGUAUUUGUGGAACAACAUCCAACAUGCGGACAUGUUCAUCAGUCAUCCUGUGAACAAGUUCGUGCCUAGCGAUGUCCCUGGAGAGAAAUUAGCUCUUUUGGGUGCCGCCACCGACUGGCUCGACGGACUUAACAAGGAUCUUCACCCGUGGGACUCUGGAUUCUACAUGGGAGAAUUCCGCAGCUUGUGCGCGAGGGACAAGAUGACCGAGUUGAAGUGGCCAGAGAGAGACUAUAUCCUCCAGAUCGCCCGUUUCGACCCUUCAAAGGGUAUCCCGAACGUCAUCGACUCUUUCUGCAGGUUCCGCAAGUUGUUGGAGGCUGAGGAUGACUACGAUCCCGACGAUACUCCUCAAAUGCUCAUUUGUGGUCAUGGUGCUGUCGAUGACCCCGAUGCUAGCAUCAUCUACGACCAAACGAUCAACCUCAUCCAUACCAAAUACCCUGAGUACGCCAAGGACUUCGUCGUCAUGAGAUGUCCUCCCAGCGAUCAACUCUUGAAUGCUUUGAUGGCUAACUCUAAAUUUGCCCUCCAACUCUCCACUCGCGAGGGUUUCGAAGUCAAAGUCUCUGAGGCCUUGCAUGCUGGCAAGCCCGUCGUCGCUUUCCGCACCGGCGGUAUCCCAUUGCAAAUCGUAGACGACAAGAGCGGAUACCUCUGCGACGUCGGUGACAAUGAGACCGUCGCCAAGCAUAUGUUCGACCUGUACACCGAUGAGGCGUUGUAUAGGAAGGUCAGCGAAUACGCUAGGACUCACGUCAGCGACGAGGUUUCCACCGUCGGAAACUCCAUUGCUUGGAUGUACUUGGCUGUCAUGCACGUCUCGCGAGGAGUCAAGCUGCGACCUAAGGGCGCAUGGUUGAAUGACCUGGCGAGGAACGAGGUGGGCGAGCCGUACGAGGACGGUGAGCCUAAAUUGCCUCGUGGUGGUCUGAAUGUCCAGGGAUAAGCUACCUGUGCAUUGUACUUUGAUAUAACGGUAUGUAUAUCUCUUGACGUUGUCUCGCCUGCCUGUUACUUUGUCGUCUCUCCGUCUUCUGUCUGUUUUUUUUGUAUAACAUUUGUACCCUCAGAUACACCCUGCUCCUUGCCUUCAUGCUUUGCCAUUGUCUGUAGAAUGGAACUGUCGUUGUAGAAAUACCGUAGUACUAGAUAUCGAUACUCCCAAGUCAAACACUGUUUUUUUCUGUCUCUAUGACUCUUCCAGCUUCAAUAUUUAAUGCUUCAAAGAAAUAAGAAGACAUUGGUAGUUGCCGGCGGUGGCGCGUGCACGUUCCAUGAUCGAGAUUUCAAUUUGGCGUU